AUGGUGAACUUCCAACAGCGAUUCUACAUGCAGCAUAUCAACAACCAGUUCAAAACAAAUCUACCCAAAGAAAUAAUGGGAUUUCCAGAAUUCCCUAUUCCAAAAAAUGAAGAAUCCUACAUACCAGCGAAAGACAUACUGAAACUAAUUGAUGACUAUGCAACACACUACAAUGUAAAGCAGCAUAUAAAGGCUCUAAAAUAUCAAGCAUUACUUUGA
Messenger RNA from Gryllus bimaculatus (two-spotted cricket), 219 nucleotides. The record is from the annotation of a GenBank genome assembly. Lineage: Eukaryota; Metazoa; Arthropoda; Insecta; Orthoptera; Gryllidae.